Drosophila willistoni is the source of this 501-nucleotide messenger RNA. It is a transcript of the gene RPA3, whose product is annotated as replication protein A 14 kDa subunit B. Lineage: Eukaryota; Metazoa; Arthropoda; Insecta; Diptera; Drosophilidae. Gene Ontology annotation, cellular component: DNA replication factor A complex; nucleus; site of double-strand break. The transcript has 2 exons. Gene Ontology annotation, biological process: DNA replication; nucleotide-excision repair; base-excision repair. The coding region runs from base 89 to 427 and encodes 112 amino acids. Gene Ontology annotation, molecular function: single-stranded DNA binding; damaged DNA binding. The record is from RefSeq and is a predicted model, not a curated record.
CACUUUUGUAAAUUCGCGGGAAGCAAAAGCAAAUUACCGACAGCCCUGUAAACAACAUUGAAUUGCGUAUAAUUUUGCAAAUAAAAUAAUGGCAUUCGAUCCACGUACAAUUAUUAACGGCGGUAUGCUGAAACAAUUUAAUGGUCAGACAAUUAGCAUUAUGGUACGUGUGGAAAGUGUGGCUGGUUCACAACUUGUAGCCACCUCCACAGAUAAACAGAAGCUGCGAAUAAAUUUGUCCAGCGGAGAACUAUCUUCAGCAGAAGGCGCUUGGGUGGAGGUAAUCGGAGUGCCUCAUGGCAACGACACCAUAAGAGCACAAGAGGUCAUUGAAUUCGGUGGAGAGGAAAUUGACUUUGAUGCCGAUGGCUAUAACAGUUUGGCCCAUUUGUUGAACAAUGUGAAGCAACUUUUCCGCAGUGGAUAAAUACAUCAUAGACUAGUUUAAGUUUUCUCAUUAAUUUCCGAUUUUCCUUAAUAUACACAUGCUAAUAUAAUGCA